Molecule: messenger RNA, 3198 nt
Organism: Guyanagaster necrorhizus
Lineage: Eukaryota; Fungi; Basidiomycota; Agaricomycetes; Agaricales; Physalacriaceae
Product: glycoside hydrolase family 3 protein
Exons: 14
Coding region: 163-3090 (975 amino acids)
Biological process (GO): arabinan catabolic process; xylan catabolic process
Molecular function (GO): xylan 1,4-beta-xylosidase activity; alpha-L-arabinofuranosidase activity
Source: RefSeq, a predicted model, not a curated record
CCACCACCAGCUACCACGAGCCAAGACUUGGCUUCGACUGUUCAGCGUUCAUUAUCUUUCUCUCACCUUCAGGAAUCAACAUAGAAGAAAUUUAUAUCGUGUAUAUUAUACGAUACUCUUGAACGAUACGUACGAGGUCUUCACUCGUGCACCUGGCACUUAAUGCGGCCCGCGGCAGAAGAACUUGAAGGACCGUGGGACUACGAAUCCGUCACCCAUGAUCUGUGGGGCACAUUUUCGACUGUCUCGGUUGUCCAGGGGUGGUGGCUUAGAAAGUUUGUACAACCGGCCCUGCAAAUGUUCAAGAACAUGAUCUCCAAGUGGAUUACAAGUCUUUUUGCGAUGGUAUUCAUCGUUCAGGCAUCUUCGAAUCAAGAAAAGGACGCGUUCCUCGACUCCCUUGUCAACGAAAUGGCGAUUCCUGAACUCGUCAUGCAGCUCCAUCUCAUGUUUGCCGAUAAUGUUGUUGGGCCUAUGUCAAAAAAUGAGCUAUAUGACUUUGCUAUGCAAUCUGCACCAACGGCCGGUAUUGGCGUCAUCCACGACUGGUAUCCCACAGAUCCAGAAUAUUAUAAUACACUCCAGAAGCUUAACCGCCACAAGAGCCGUCUUGGGAUCCCGUUUAUGCAACUAGGCGAAUGUGUGCAUGGUGUAGGAUCAUUCAAGCAGUCGAUGUUUCCUCAGGCCAUCGGAAUGGGCACUAGCUUCGAUCGACAAAUGGUGUACCGGGUCGGGAGGGCCAUUGGUGAAGAAGCGAGAGCUAUAGGUAUUCAUGCAUGUCUAGCACCUGUGCUUGAUUUGGGGAAAGAACCGAGAUGGGGACGAGUCCAGGAGGAUUGGGGAGAAGACUUUGUCCUUACGUCUCACAUGGGGGUUGCGUUCGCUUCUGGAUUGUCAAAGAACGGAUCAUGGAGCGAUCCUGAUGCUGUAGUUCCCGUUAUGAAGCACUUUGCCGCACACGGAAGUCCGCAUGGCGGAAUAAAUGCUGCCUCUUUCAUGGGCCAUGGAAUGCGUCAGGUCAUGAUGGAGAUGCUUGUGCCGUUUAAGGCUAUUUUCGAUCUUGGAGGAGCGAGAGGUGUCAUGAUGGCAUACCACGAAUUGGAUGAGAUUCCUUCCCAUGUACAUCCAUUACUAUAUGAUGCAUUGGAGGAGUGGGGUUUCGAUGGUUUUAUCAUGGCUGAUGAUACAGGAAUGAUAAUGCUGAAUAUACGACAUACUGUGUCAAAUUCACCCGCGGAUACCAUACAACAAUGGUUCAACGCUGGCGGAAAUCUGCAGUUCUAUGAUUACGAUCUUCCAACGUACCUAAAUUGCACUAUUGAUCUCAUAAAGAACGGAACUGUGGCUGAAUCCACUUUGCGGUCACAUGCUCGAAGGAUACUCAGUGUCAAAUAUGAUCUCGGACUCUUCAAUGAUCCCUACAUCCCCAAAGGCCUCGAUUACAGGACUCUAACAGCCGACCAUGUUUCUCUCACUCUUGACGCUGCCCGCCGAUCUAUUGUCCUUCUCGAGAACAAAAACGCGACGCUCCCCAUCAAACCUGCGGAGCAAGGAAUUUCUAAGAUCGCACUCAUCGGACCCUUUUCCGACAUUCUCAACUAUGGCGACUACUCAGGCUCCUGGGGUGAGUACCCUGUCGCCAAUUCGAGCACCAUCAGACAGGCGAUGACGGGGUACCUCUCCGCCAACGUCAGUCUCGUGUCGAGCUGGGGCGCUGAUACCUGGAUGUACACUGCCCAACAUGCCAUACCAGGAUACCAUCUUUCCGUUAACGGCACUUCCGGUGGACUACUCGCUACAUACUACUCUGAUACCAAUUUCACCCACGCAGUCUUCCAAGUACAGGAGCAGCCAAAUCGGGACUGGGGACUCUACCCUCCCCUUGGCCUGCCUUCAAAUAAUUUUAGCGCGGUUUGGGAAGGUGAGCUCGAGGUACCGGUGGAUGGGAGUGACGUGGAGGGAUACAUCGGAGUCGCAGUCUAUGCAAACAAUACGGGGCGGGUAUAUGUUGACGAUGUCCUCGUCGCUCAGUCCGAGUUCUCAGACACUGGGACUGUCAUGGGCGAUAUCCAGUCACUGAGCUAUGUCCAAGUGAAUGCGACGAGUACGCCACCUGGGGGCGCUCCGUUCACCUGGAAAGCCGGUGCGAGACAUAAACUGAGGGUAGAGUUCCAAGCGUGGAAUCUGUGGCAAAAGGUAGAGAAUGUUAAUUCGAUCAACGCACAAGUGGACCUGUUUUGGAAUUUAGUGGAUCGGGAAGAUGCAGUAGGAAAGGCUGUGGACAUCGCAUGUGAAGCAGACCUGGUGGUAUUAGCCGUUGGUGCAAGCUGGAGUAGCGAUGGAGAAAAUGGAGAUAGGGCUACCUUGGAAUUGUCUGUGAAUCAAACCAAACUAGCUGACGCAAUCUUCGCUUUGGGGAAGCCUGUAGUGCUGCUGCUAGAGGGCGGUCGGCCGUUUGCGAUUCCAGAAUAUUAUAGCAAGUCUGCCGCUGCCAUCAAUGCUUUCUUCCCAGGUCAAUCGGGCGGACAAGCUAUCGCGGAUGUUUUAUUUGGGGAAUUCAAUCCUGGGGGCAGAGUACCGUUGAGCGUGCCGUAUGAUGUAGCGCAGCUUCCCGUUUACUACAACUACAAAUUUACGGAUCACGCGAUUAAUUACACCGAUCUGUAUUCUUUUCCUACGUACUCAUUCGGCUAUGGCCUGUCGUAUACGACGUUCUCUGUACAGAAUUUCAAUUCCACUUCUACCGGCGGAGUGAGGACGUUCGCCCCUGGUGAAACAAUCACUUUCCGCGUGGAGGUGACCAACGAAGGGAAUAUUGCUGGUUCAUAUGUCGCUCAGGUCUAUCUCUUAGUCCGAGUCUCCACCAUCGUGCGCCCGCGGAAGCAGCUCGUCGCCUUUGACAGAGUUUAUCUUGAUGCAGGGCAGACAAAGGUGGCGACGAUGGAGCUCGAAGUGGACAGGUAUUUGAGAAUUGUUAAUAGGAGAUACGAAUGGGAGCUGGAGAGAGGAGAGUAUGUUUUUGCGUUGCUUGAACAUGGGGGUCCGGACGCAAAUACGAUGACCAAUGUAACGAUGCUUUGCCUGGGAUAACUUGAAGGUAGACAUAAUAUUUGCCCCGUCGGACGUAUACAUCAGUAUGUAACAAUAGUUAGUCAGUCAUAUCCUCCUGAAGAUAAAGAUGGCGGUAAACUCCCUCCG